AUGCCAAAUUUAGAAAAAAGAGCACAGAAUAUAAAUCCAAAAGACAAAAUGACAGCUCAAGAAAUACAUAUGGAACUCAAAGAGUUCACACAAUCUGGAGAAAUUAAUAAUGAUAACAUCUCUUAA
Messenger RNA from Dentiscutata heterogama, 126 nucleotides. NCBI's taxonomy places the organism in Eukaryota, Fungi, Glomeromycota, Glomeromycetes, Diversisporales, Gigasporaceae. The record is from the annotation of a GenBank genome assembly.